This is a messenger RNA of Salarias fasciatus (jewelled blenny), 4215 nucleotides long. Its product is annotated as CREB3 regulatory factor-like. The transcript is spliced from 10 exons. Gene Ontology annotation, molecular function: RNA polymerase II transcription regulatory region sequence-specific DNA binding; DNA-binding transcription factor activity, RNA polymerase II-specific. Bases 518 to 2110 code for a protein of 530 amino acids. The record is from RefSeq and is a predicted model, not a curated record. Gene Ontology annotation, biological process: regulation of transcription by RNA polymerase II; response to unfolded protein. Gene Ontology annotation, cellular component: nucleus. Lineage: Eukaryota; Metazoa; Chordata; Actinopteri; Blenniiformes; Blenniidae.
UUUCUGUUAAAAUAGUAAGUUGGGGCCGGUGAAGUGGCUGGAAGUUGUCCCGAGCCUGCAGCAGCACCUGCAGGUGGGAGCAGCAGCAGCCGAAGUUCGUCCCUGAUUUAUUCCUCAAACUUUAAUGUUUCACAACAAGAAGGAGAAAAAGAAAAGUGCGAGCCGGAUGCAUCUUCUUCUCUUUGUUUUUUCUUUUUUUUUUUAAUUUCUCUGCGCGAGAGGCUGGAUCCGCGCGCUCUCGGUCCGUAUUAACAAUUAAUGUUGGACAUCCGGUGGCAGUGCCAGCUGCGCCCCAUUUUAUUGUUGUCUGUGCGCAGAGAGGAUCCGCUCGCCUCGGCUGGAGACUCCGGAGCGGCGGCGCUGGAUGCGGCGGCGGCUGCUUCUCGGCUGAGAGAACGAGCUCUGCGGGACCGCGACAUGUGAAGAGCUCGACCUCUUGACCCCGUCAGCGCGCCGCCGAAGCAGAACCGAGCGAACCUCACCCUGUGACCACGACCGGAAACCUCCUGCCCCGGGCAUGCCUCAGCCGUGUAUGAAUGGGAUGGAGCCUGCGUUUGGCGAGGCCUACGGGGGCCACAGGGGUCUGCUGAGCCCCUACCCUCUGGCCAUGUCGCCACAGGGGGGCCGGACCGAGUACGACCAGAGCGUGCUCCUGAUGCUGGGCUCCCCGGCAUCGCCACGGAAACGGCCCUUCGAGUUGCUAAGCGACCUGGUGGACGACGGCGGCCUGGGCGAGGACCUGCACCCGGAGCGCUGGGACGUGUCGGCGCUGGACGAGAUGGCCCGCUACACCAAGCUGGGCCUGGGCGUGGGCGUGGCCGGCGAGCUGCUGGCCGGCGCCGAGGAGGUCGUCCUGAUGGGCCGCUGGGGGCGGAGCCGGGAGGAGGAGGAGGAGGCGGAGAGGCGGGGGAGGAGCAGGCACGCCGCCGCCCCGCUCGUCGCCCAGGGAGUCCGGGGCGCCGCCGCAGGGGAGGAGGAGGAGGAGGAGGGGCGCCUCGCCGUUGCCACGACGACCGGGAGGGAGCUGUGUGUUGCGGGAAAAGCGGCGGGAGGAGGCCAGGGACAGGAUGGAGGGAUGGCGGGGGGGCACACGGUGGAGGUGUAUCAGGUGGCGCAGGAGGAGGAGGAGGAAGUGGCGGCAGCAGCGGCGGCGGCGGGCCUGGCUCUGGAGCACUGCAGCGAGGAGCACAACUACUCCUUGAGUCAAGGAGGCGAGCCGGGGGCCGCGCCCGCUCUCAACCCCGCCCCGGAGCCGCCGGGGGCGCCGGGGGGGCAGGACGGCCAGGGCGAGACCCAGCUGGAGCUGGACGAAGAGGACGGCGAGCAGGAGGAGGAGGACGAGGAAGAGGAGGAGGAGGAGGAAGAGGAGGCGGCGGAGGAGACGGCGGCAGAAGCUGAACUUUCCAGCUCCUCAGAAACUGAAUGCGAGGUGGAGGCGGAGCCGGCCAGGCAGCCCGGCGAGCGUCCGUCCAAGCGGCGCUGCUUCUGGGAGUACCGGCGGUCCCGGGAGUCGGCCGCGAAGAAGAAGCUGGGCGGCGACGUGCACUGGUCCCUGUCGUGGAGCUCCAGCACCCUGCCCAGCACGCUGUACCGCCGAGAGGGGAAAAAAGGGCGCCGCAAAGCUCGCAAAACCGACGCCAGCGACCUGACGCCCAACCCUCAGAAGCUCCACAACAUCGGGGAGCAGCUGCAGAAGCUCAACGCCGCCAUCGACGGCAUGGGUCCCGUCAACGAGCUGCCCGCCGUGGCGCGAGCCCGAUCCCGCAAGGAGAAGAACAAGCUGGCGUCCAGGGCCUGCCGGCUGAAGAAGAAGGCCCAGCACGAGGCCAACAAGAUCAAGCUGUGGGGGCUGAACCAGGAGUACGAGAACCUGCUGGGCGCUCUGCUGCGGAUUAAGGAGGUGAUCAGGCGGCGGGUGGAGAGCAGCGAGGAGGAGGACACGGACGAGCGGGGGAUGACCCAGCGCCUGGAAGACAUCCUCCGGGAGUCCAGCGGUCCUCUGGUCGCCGGGCGGACCAAAGACUUUGUGCAGAGGAUUCUGGCAGCGAGCGCUGGCAGCCAGAGCCAGCGGCGAGACCCCCCACCGGGAGGAGACCAGGCGGCGGGGUAACGCCGAGCCGAGCCGAGCCGACCCACCCGCUCCCGACGCCCCACUAUUGUAUGUUUGGAAUAAGAGGCGGAGAAGCUGGGAGAGAAGAGGAGGACGGAGGAACCUGAACAGAAGGGUAUUGAACUGCCCCUCCCCCCCUUGCUUCCUCUCCGGUCUUCUCCGAACAGCGGCCGCCUCCACCAGGCCGCCACCGCUGCUGCUGCUGCUGCUGCUGCUGCUGCUGUGUAGUCUGUGUUUUCCGUGUGUGUGUGUGUGUGUGUGCGAGUGUGUGUGAGUGUAACAUAGGGUAUGAGCGUGCAUAGUGUCCCUCUCUCCCUCCGUGUGCUGUACUCGUAUCCCAUCGUGCCUAUGAAUAGACAUUGCACUGUUUUGUAGACGGUAGUUGUCGGCAGGGGGGCCGGUAGUGAGCCGAGGGCGAGGGGGCAUCUGAGGAUAGAGGAAGUCCUAAAAUAAGGAAGUGGGAGGAGCCCGGGCCUGGAAAACAAAGAAGGGGGCGUGUCUCCUCUGACUUUCCGUCUUUGUGGAUCCUGGCCGGGCUCCGGCAGAAGCCCUGCAGAGCGUUUCCAGUCCCGACCCCAGACCGGCUGUUUAUAGAAGCCUGCCUGUGAUGGAAAAAGUCCUCGGAGCUUUAAUCAACCCUUAUUACCCCCCCACCCCCCCACCCCCCCACCCCCCCACUGAAAAAGAUAAAAAGAAGCCGCACCUUAAUCCAAACUGACCAAAGAUAUCCACUGGGACACCAAAACCUCUCACUGCUUCACAUACUGCCAGCGCCCCCCCCCCCCCCCCCCCCCCCCCCACAACACAAGAAGUGACUGAUGGUCAUGUUUACCCGCACCUUUCCUUUCAAGAUGAUCCUUCUAGAUGCACUACCGUCGCGGAUCUGAGGGACGUGGACGUCCCGGCUCCUCCGGCCGGUCUGCAGCGGCUCGGCUCUGACCCACACAGACGAUAAAAGACACCAGAAAAGGGAAGCGUCCUCAGUGCCUUCCCCGAGCCCUCUCCUCAACCCCUGACCCGAUCAUGUAGCGCAAACUUCCUGAACUGCAACGACAAGUAGAGAAGCAGAAGAAGAAGGAAAAAAAAAAAACAAAAAAACAAAAACACUUGUAGAUGUUAGAGAGCAGAUGAGUGGAGGGGUCCGUGUCCACGCUGCGCCUCGCUCCCGCCGCUGGCGCCCAGUCUCAGUACAUCCAACCUGACCGUCACCUUGGUAACGGGAAGAAGGAGGAGCCACUGGCCCUCAUCAGGUCAGGUGGAAAUCGUGAAACAGAGACGGAGAAGAGGCUGAAUGUCGCUGAGUGUUUUUAGAAAUCACUCCAGUCCGCUUAAACCAAUGGCUUAUGUUUUUUUUUUUUUAAGAAACAGAACCAAAUAUGGAAUGUUUGUACUUUGAAAUGACUCGAAAGCGUUUUUUAACCAAAUGAAAUAAAUUAAGUCUCACUGUGAUCCUCACCUUGGAGUUUACCGUAUUUUCUCCACUAUCAGUCACACCGAAUGAGUCACGAAGAGAAAAUACGAAAAAUCUUCCUGUUUUCUGCUGCACAUUUCAAUAUAUCAGAGUUUUUUUUUUCUUUUUGCCGACAUUUUGCUCAUCUCUCAGAGAAGUACGGUAAUCGUGGAGGUUUUUCUGUGAUACUGUAGCAGCAAUUUUGUCGUCAUAUGGAGACACCCAGUGGUCCCAGGUGGUAUUUACCACUGCAUGUUUAGAUCACAUGACCAAUCAAACAACAACAAAGUGUGUGACUCAUAAUCUGGAAAAUACAGUAUUCCUCCAGUGGUGGUCAGCAGUACCAGAGCUGGCCUAGACCAAAAAAACAACAUAGGCCAUUGGUUUAGGACGCCGUCGAUGUGAUUAUGUGAAGAUGUUAGAAAGUUUCCAGCUGAUGUUGUGAUAUGAUUCUUAGUGCGGAAUCAUAGAAACAAGCCAGCACUUCCUGACGUGCUAGCAAUGAGUGGAGCGCUGUCCUCUGAGCUCUUCACCUUCACCCCUUCUGUCUGUUCAGCCAGAAAAUGCUAAAUAUAUAUAUAAAAAAAAAACAAAAAAACACUGCCUUUUUCAAAAAGCCACAGUGAAAACACAACAUGGCAGCUUUGACAGUGCG